Molecule: messenger RNA, 1252 nt
Organism: Neohortaea acidophila
Lineage: Eukaryota; Fungi; Ascomycota; Dothideomycetes; Mycosphaerellales; Teratosphaeriaceae
Product: putative xylitol dehydrogenase
Exons: 3
Coding region: 116-1195 (359 amino acids)
Biological process (GO): D-sorbitol catabolic process
Molecular function (GO): zinc ion binding; L-iditol 2-dehydrogenase (NAD+) activity
Source: RefSeq, a predicted model, not a curated record
GCUGCUUGACCACGCGGUAAAGAGAGACGUCUGCUGUUGCCAGAAUGUCAUAAAAAGGCAGGCAGUUCCCUCCGUUUCCUCUCCAAACCAUCUCACCCCCCGCCCAUCAAUCAAAAUGCCCGCAAAGAACCUCUCCUUCGUCCUCCAAAAACCCAACCACGUCUCCUUCGAAGACCGCCCCGUCCCCGAACUCCACUCCCCUCACCACGUCCUCGUCAAUGUCAAAUACACCGGCAUCUGCGGCUCCGACGUGCACUACUGGACCCAUGGCGCCAUCGGCCACUUUGUCGUCAAGGCGCCCAUGGUGCUGGGCCAUGAGUCCAGUGGCAUCAUCGCUGCCGUAGGCGACAAAGUCACCACUCUCAAAGUUGGCGAUCGCGUCUGUCUCGAGCCUGGCAUUCCGUGCCGCAUGUGCGUGCGCUGUAAGGAGGGCAAAUACAAUCUGUGCCCCGACAUGGCGUUCGCAGCCACUCCACCCUUUGAUGGCACCCUCGCCAAGUACUACUCUCUGCCCGAGGACUUUUGCUACAAGUUGGCGGACGGCACGAGCUUGGAAGAGGGUGCAGUAAUGGAGCCGCUCAGUGUGGCCGUGCACGUGGUGCGACAGGCGGGGAUCAAGCCGGGUGAUCGAUUGGUGGUAUUCGGAGCCGGCCCAGUCGGCUUGCUGUGCUGCGCGGUUGCAAAGGCGUACGGCGCGAGCAAGGUGGUGUCGGUGGAUAUCAACGAGGAGCGCCUCGCAUUUGCGAAGAAAUACGCGGCAACGCAUACCGUUGUUUCCCGCAAGGAGAGCGCGGAGGAGGCCGCGAAGAGAAUCAACGAGGAGUGCGGGUUGGGCUUGGGCGCGGAUGCAAUCAUUGAUGCUUCCGGAGCGGAGCCGUGCAUUCAAACUGCGCUCCAUGCCAUUCGGAUAGGCGGGACGUAUGUGCAAGCGGGAAUGGGCAAGCCCGACAUCAACUUCCCUAUCAUGGCUCUGUGCACCAAAGAGCUCAACGUAAAGGGCUCUUUCCGCUACGGAGCAGGAGACUAUGCCACCGCCGUCGACUUACUCGCGACCGGCCGAGUCAGCGUCAAGGAACUCAUCACUGGCAAGGUCAAGUUCCGCGACGCAGAACACGCCUUUCACCAAGUCAAGGAGGCAAAGGGGAUCAAGACGUUAAUUGAAGGUCCUGAAGACGAACAGGUGAAUGGUAGCUAAGCAUGUCGUAUCAUGAAUCAUAACAUCAGCCGAGCGAAAAUGCCUCGACGUGCAAGU